This is a messenger RNA of Rhopilema esculentum, 2273 nucleotides long. RefSeq lists its product as uncharacterized. NCBI's taxonomy places the organism in Eukaryota, Metazoa, Cnidaria, Scyphozoa, Rhizostomeae, Rhizostomatidae. Gene Ontology annotation, molecular function: 2-oxoglutarate-dependent dioxygenase activity. The record is from RefSeq and is a predicted model, not a curated record.
GGAAGUAAACCAAGCAUUGACAGGGAAUGAAAGUGAGAAGAUGGCUGACGGAGCAGAAAAAUCGAAAGCAAGGCAGCGUUUUGCACUCUUGCAGAAGAGAGCAUCGCAGCUUGGUCUUAACAAUAAUGACAUUUUAAAUCUAGGUGUCAUCCAACAGCACCAAAAGCCGAUCAGCCUAACUCGCAUUGUGUAUAAAACAUUUUUCAUCCUGCUGUUGGUUGGCAGUCUCAUCGCAGGGGCGCUGUAUGGAGCUUAUGCUUACAAAUUGGUCAGUGGAAAAUGGUUUGCAAAGCUGUGGGUGAACCAUGUUAUUCCAAUGGAUCUUGAACAAGAGCAAUGUUUGUUACCCACUACAGAAAUAAUGCUAGAUGUGUUUCGGCCACCACUGGAUUGCAGUUUUUGUGAAGGAAUCCACAAGGAAGACAGGGUUGCAAACUUGACAGCAGAAGAGUUCAAAGACAAGUAUGGUUAUUCUGGGAGAGUGACCAUUGUGACAGAUGGUACUAAAGAUUGGUCUGCCUCCAAAUUUUUCAGUCUUGGUUUUUUCAAAAAAGUUUAUGGGAAGAAUAGCCCGGUUUUAGAGAGUGCAAGCAAGGAUUGCCAGUUUUUCAGAUAUAACACAGAUUUUAAUACUAUGAAGGAAGUUUUCACCAUGCCAAAAAAGAUGCAAAAAAUGGAAGGGAAGCCAUGGUAUAUUGGAUGGAGUAAUUGUGAUCCAAAAGCUGCCUCCACAUUGAGAAAAUAUUACAAGCGACCAUACUUCUUCUCAGAUGAAAUUGAAUCCAGUAAAACUGAUUGGAUUUUCAUGGGAACCCCAGGAUAUGGUGCUCACAUGCAUAUUGACAAUGUGAAAUACCCUUCAUGGCAAGCACAAAUUCAAGGCACUAAAAUCUGGACAAUUGAACCACCACCUGAAUGCUACUACAAAUGUCCUGGUGCAUUCAAAGUUGUUGUAAAUCCAGGUGAUAUAAUAAUCUUGGAUACAAACAAAUGGUUUCACCAGACUGAUAUUGUUGGCCAGAACAUGAGCAUAACAAUUGGUUCAGAGUAUGAUUGAAAUGUCAGGACAACAGAGGCUUAUUUUUCUCAACCCAAAUCGCUGUAUUUAAAUCAAAGGAAACAGAACUUCAAGCCAUAUUUUUGAAAAGUAUUUUUUACUUCUAGUUUUGUCUAAUAGUGCAACCAAAGGAAAGGCAAAGGGUAUUCUUUGUGUCUUAAGACAAGUUGUUUGCAGAUUCCAACUUGGGUUUGAAUUCUAUAUUUAAAUGUUUAAAGAAAGGAACAUACAUGUAAAAAGAAAUGCAUUUGCCUUUCUCUGUCUUGAAGAUUUGUAUGUAUUUAAGUUGAAGUUGAGUUGUUAGGCUAAUUAUUUACUUAGAAGUGUGGCAUCUAAUUACUGACAGUCAUAAUCGUACACAAUUUCAGUUUCCUUGUUAAAAUCUACUCAGAUAUAGAAAAUGCUAGAUAGCCUUUUUAGGAUUCAGUAGCUCUGAUUGAAAUUGAUAUCCAAAUCAAAUAGAUAUACAAUGUUUUCUGAAUCCUGAACUGUUGAAAAUCCUGAAUAUCAAACAUUAAAUCUUAACGGGGUAUAUCCAAUACCAAUGAUUUGUAUGUGUGAGCAGUCAAACACAGUAUAUGGUACCAUAUUCAGAUUUCAAAGUCUUAGGCAUAAAUUUUUUUAAGAAAUUGAAACUAACAAACUAUAUUACAACCAAUAGAGAGAAGAAACUAGUCCAUAAAGAAAUGUUUCCUGAUUUUCUAUACUUUUGUUAUGUUAUGCUCCUGCCCCAAUGUUGUUUUUCAACUACAUGUUACCUAACUAACUGCAACACCGGUGUAGUGCUAUCCAAAUAACAAGGGGGGCUGCUGAACAUAAUUUUGCUAAAAACAAUAGCAAAAUUAGAAAUUGGCUAAUUUUUGCAUUAACAAGGGGGCUCAGUCCUUUAGCACUACACCCCUGUCUUGCAACCCUCUCUGACUGUAAGAUGUAGUGGCAAACACACCUUUAUGAGAAAUAAAUGAAUUUUAAACUUUACUAAUGUUAGGGAUAAUUUCAAGAGUUCUAACUCAUUAUAUUUUUCAUUCACAAUAUCUACCCUUUAAUUGAUCUUAUACAGCAUGUCAAAGACAAGCUUCUGCAGACAUCUAAUACACACAAAAUUGGUUUAAAAAUAAAACUUAGUAAUCUUCGAGUUUCCCGUGUAACUUUUUCACAGAAGUAUUGUCGUUUAUUCUAUCAGCAAAUUUUUUUAAGAAUUAAAUUUUUGGGGAAA